This is a messenger RNA of Rhipicephalus sanguineus (brown dog tick), 1262 nucleotides long. RefSeq names its product boophilin-H2. Gene Ontology annotation, molecular function: serine-type endopeptidase inhibitor activity. NCBI's taxonomy places the organism in Eukaryota, Metazoa, Arthropoda, Arachnida, Ixodida, Ixodidae. The record is from RefSeq and is a predicted model, not a curated record. The transcript has 4 exons. The coding region runs from base 238 to 927 and encodes 229 amino acids.
ACGAGCACAAUGCAUUCAGGCGAUGGCGCCAACUGCAUCGCCGUCGAGAUCUGCAGGGCGCGGCAAGAGAUUGUUUCUUUUAAAGCGCCAGCCAAGUGGGCAAUAUACUUUCUUUAACAGGUCGAUAGUUUAUCGAAAGUAAUCGAAUUGCUUCGAAAGAUAGCAUUCAGAGGCGGGUUUUAUUGUGAUUUAAUGCGCACCAUCUACGGAAAGUACAUGUGAAAAAACAAAACGGUUAUGAAUUUUCGAGCUCCUACCGUCGUUGCCAUUCUCACCGUGACCUUCACAAUAGCGGCUGCUCAGUGGCGUCCACGGUGCUACAGAAAACCGAGCGCCGGUUACUGCUACGGGAGGCUCUUAAGGUGGUUCUACGACCGCAAAACGAGACAAUGCAGGAUGUUCACGUACAGCGGAUGCUUUGGCAACUACAAUAGGUUCUCGUCCGAACAAGAAUGCCUACAAGUUUGCGCGUCGAGACGACGCUCGCCCCCAGUCUGCGGCAUGGGUCCGGAAAUGGGAAUGUGCAACUCCUCCGUUCCGAUGUGGUAUUUCGACGCCGGCAUGGGCCUCUGUCGCGGAUUCCUGUACAGCGGUUGCGGAGGGAACAGCAACCAGUUCUCUACGUGCGAGGAAUGCAUGAGCAGGUGCAGUGGUGAUUACCACGCCAGAGGGAUAUGCAAGUUCCUCGAACGAAGAUUCGCCAAGCAGCUCUACAAAAGGGAGGCCACCAAAUCACACGAGAGUCCACGGCCGUCUGAAAGCGAGAGAAGCCUUACUUAUCCCAUCCUGAAUGGACAGGAACUUCCAGAUGACAGCAGUGGAGGUUUUCCUACUACCAGUAUCAGUAGGCCUCCUCUACCACCUCGGGUUGAACAUUCGGCGAAACCUUCAACGCAUCUACGUGAAUGGACGCAAGGCGGCAGUUAGAGAAUAUGGUAUUUCUUAUCGAAAUAAUAUUGCGGCGCAAAAAGAAUAAUGUUCAUCAGUCCUCACUUUACGCGUCGACGAGAAGCUUCAGUUUUUUUUGUUGUAGUUGUAGUAUUAUUAGAAGACCAACAGAACAAAGAUGAUAUUCCAAUGGAGUGCUUAAUCGACAACACAAGUCGUAGUUUUGUAAAUUAGCGCCUUUUAAUUCUUCUCGGCGUUGAAAUGGCAGGCUUUCUUGAGGCUCUAUUUGACACGGCUGAAAAGGGCGGUGACGGACUGCUGCUGAAUGUCUGGACUGGCGAAUAAAAGUAAUAAAAUUUACUGCAAUAACUGGA